UAGCGCUAGUGUAGCGACAGGCGCUGUAGCGCGCGCGUGUUCAUGUCUCUCACUGUUUACACCGUCUCUCCCACUUGUAUUGCGCUAUCUAUACGAUACAGAUUUAUUAAUUGUUUGGCUCCUGUUUGACUUUGCUGUUUAAUUAAUUUGUUUGUUUGUUUGGCCGCUCUCCUCGGGAUCGACUGCAGUUGCUGCCUUCGCCCAGCCCGGCUCGCUUCUUCCUCUUCUCUCUCAGUCGAGCCAUGCUGAGGGCGGAUUCAGACACAGAGUGUAUGAAGGUACUGGCUCUGGUGAUCCUCAACUUGUGUGGGAUAGUCAUCGCUCAGUUCGACAACUACUACAACUGGCCAGACACCAGCCCUCCAGUUGUGAAGACAGAGACUCGCGUCGCAGGCAAAGAGACGAGGCUCCGGUGUCACAUCAAGGAGCGAUUCCGACACAUACAAAACGGACUGAACCUCACUUGGGAACACAAAACUUGCAGAGCAGGCUAUGCAGGAGCCUGCAUGGAGAAUGGAGAAUGGCGUCCUGUGUGUGGUGCUCCUGGACAACCCUGUCCUCCUAUCCUGACUCUGGUGGAGCCCCAAACCUCGGACUCUGGCCUUUAUCGAUGUCACAUUACGCUGGACACCUCUGUCAUCACGCCUAACAUUUACAUGCUUCAGUUUAUAGAGAAAAGACGUGAGCCUCCCACGAUAGUGGAUGGCAUGAACAACAAUCUGACAGUGGUAGCGCAGAUGGUGGCUGUAUUACAGUGCAAAGUGCACAGUUUGGUCCCACCGACUGUGCGCUGGUUUCGCCGCCUUGACUCUCCACCCCUCUCCAUUCGCUCGCCCACCCAUAACUUCAUUCAGUACCUCAACAGCACUUACAAGCUGCUGAACUGUUGCCCAGUGGCUGCUCUCUCCCAGCGGGACCUGUACCUCAGUAAACUGGUCAUUUCUGCCAGUUCCCUUUACGACUCAGGAUUCUACAUCUGCCUGGCCAUCAACGAUGUCAACUACACGUACAAGGAGGCUUACAUCAACGUACUUCCUAUCCUCAGGGUAUCCAGUGACAAAGCGGAGACCGGGUCGUUCUUGGGAUUGUUUCUGAUCCCGGCGGCCCUGGCUAUGAUCCCAGCGGUGGCGUGGGUGAUGUGCUUGAGACCGCGCAAGCUGGCGGCUCUGGAGUCCCCUGCACAGCCUCGACAGGCACACACGUGCAGACAGUCUGUUCCGACACACACAGAGCCUGCACCUAUACACAGGAUACCUCUACUGCCUACUUGCUCCAACACGCCAGCCAUCAACCCAUCAUUUAGACCGAACUGACUUUACUUGUCGUUAGUCACUACUCUUUCAUCUCAUAUUGCGCCAAAGUUCCAGUCUCCUGGGUACAAGAGUUACCAAGGUACCGAGUCAAGCAACUAAGAGUAUGACUCUUCUACUUGGAUCUGUGAUCAUUGAGUAGGUCUGCCCUUGCAAACAGCCUAUUCGAGUAGCCAUUAAUUUUGAAGCACCUAUGAAACAAAACUAUAGAUGAGUCGCUUUGAAAGCGACCUGUGCUAAGAUUUCUUGAGCGUAGGGGGAGGGUAACACAAACCCUACAAGUGGUAAAGUGGCGACUGAGGAGUGGUUGGUAAGGAAUGUGGAGGAAGAAGUGAGUCCACACUUCUUCUCCCUCUCCACAUCUCUCUCUCACUCUUCCCCGCCGCACUGUUCACUUAAAAGGUCGAUUUCAAAGCGGCUCAUCUAUAGUACAAUGCAAUGGUCUAUAUAGAAAAUUGUUUCAGAGGAGACCUACACACUAGGUGUGUUUAGAAGGUAUGAAAUUCCUUCAAAACUCAGGAUCUCGGGAAUCUUUCCCCAAGAAAUUGUUGAGCUUUAAGACCACAAAAAUGUUCUAGCGUAAAGUAAACUACAGGGUAAAAAAUGUUUUUUUUUUAAUUUGAAGGGAAUCAAACCCCCUUCCCCAUUAUUACGCCCAUGACUUUGAGGUGAGGCGAGUCAUCCCUUUUGAGGAGUCUCCAAUGAAUAAAAGUAAUACAGUAAUUAUUGUGCAGUAAAAUUUUUCAAUCUCAAAAUCAUUGACUUUGGUGAGAAAAACACAAGUGUUUAUUUCAAUUGCAAUUAUAUUUUUCCUAUUUAUUGUAUCUUUAAUGUUUUGAUAAUUUAAACAGAGCUAGAAAAACAGUUCAUUAAGCUCUAGUAAAAAAUCUAGCAAUCCUAAAAUACUACUCUUAAUAUAUUAUUUCUUAUUAUUAUUAUAUUAUUCUUGAUAUUUACAAUAUCAAAUUUUAGAACAUUCUAGGAGAAGAAAAAUUAUAUUAGUAAACACAAACACUUUGGUUAAUAUAUUUAAGUCUUCUUUAAUCAGUUUCAUGUCUUGAUAAAUUUAUUUUCUAAAUCACUAGCUGCUUUUCAAAUUCAUCCAAUCCAUCUGCAAGGUAGUGCCAUCCAAUUUUAAAUUAUUAUGUAUCAACAUAUAAAAUAUCAACACAUGCUAGACGAUAUGUUCCAAACGCCAACGUCAGUAAUCUUAGAACAGUUCUUAAGGGAUGCCAGAUUAAACAGGGUUGUUUAUAGAAUCAGUUCGUUUUUAUGACUUGACGUUGCAUCAUUUUGCUAACAAAUCAGGAUGAGACAGACUAUGGAAAAUUGUUUUCAUUUUUGCAUACACACUUCUGGAAGAUGAAAUCGUUUACUGUGAUUAUAGGUUUUUAAGGAAUACUUUCUUAUGUUUGGUUUCAGGGUCUACUAAUUGGUUUUUUCACGGUCAUGAUCAUUGGAAAAAGCAAUUCCACAGUUACUAUUUUUACAAGUUUUUAAUAAACAAAAAGAACUCAACUUUGGCUGCAAUAAAACUAAAUAAGUCAAUCAGCAAAUUUUUGUAUAUCUCACAUUUUUUAAUUCAUACAAACGUGAUAUACAUAUGUUUUGUACAUAUUAUGUGAAGACUGAUAUUUAUAGUUUAUUAUUAACAUAAUUUACAUACUAGUCACUUGUAAAUAAAAAUUAUACAGUUUCGAAAAAAAUUUUAUUAAUUCUUAACCCUUGUUUUUAUCCUGUAGUGUUUAUUUCAGAGCUGUAUGCAAUUUGUUGAAGACAAUUCACUAAAAAUACAAAUAACAAGCAAUUUAUAUGACAUUAUAACAUUGUUUCUGAAUGAAAUAAAGAAUUUAAAACAGGUAA
This is a messenger RNA of Homalodisca vitripennis (glassy-winged sharpshooter), 3173 nucleotides long. RefSeq names its product fibroblast growth factor receptor-like 1. Bases 243 to 1313 code for a protein of 356 amino acids. The record is from RefSeq and is a predicted model, not a curated record. NCBI's taxonomy places the organism in Eukaryota, Metazoa, Arthropoda, Insecta, Hemiptera, Cicadellidae. The transcript is spliced from 8 exons.